Molecule: messenger RNA, 1179 nt
Organism: Symbiodinium necroappetens
Lineage: Eukaryota; Dinophyceae; Suessiales; Symbiodiniaceae
Source: the annotation of a GenBank genome assembly
AUGUUGGGCCAUGACCUGACCGCUUACUUAGACUCCUGUGCCUGCCUGCGUGGACUUCUCGCGUGGAGCCGAAGACCUGGGAGCGCGUCGAGUGGGCCUGGCAUCAUCUUCAGCGGGACUGGCUCCUCCUGUGCUCAGCCAAUGCUCCGGUGCGCCAUCGGAGGGGAUGGCGGGGUCCCCGGCUGCCAGUCCUGUGCCGUGGCCCUGCGCUAUGGUCGGGGAAACCCAAACUGGAGGAACAAUGUUGGGCUGAUUGUCAGAUGGGUGCAGUCAGAUGGCAGAGUGAAGCACGUGCAGAUCGACUGUGGUAAGACCUACCGUGAAUCCGUGCUGACGGUGUACAAAGAGCACAGGGUCUUGUCGUUGGAUGCAGUGUUUUUGACACAUGACCAUGCUGACGCAAUUCUCGGCCUGGAUGAUCUGCGACAGCUCCAGCCUUUUGACCCCGUGACGCGUCGAGUGCUGGGCCCACCGAUGCGCUGCUUCUGUGACCGCCGCACGCUCCUGCACUGCCGACGUGCCUUUCCCUACCUUUUUCCCAAGGUGGAUACGGGGAAGGCCCUGCGACUUGUGCAGGCUUUUUGCCAGUGCAACAGCGAUUGCGAUGGCGACUGCCAGCCGGACAUGCCGGACCAGAGCAUCAGCCCCAACGCCCCAGAAAAGGUGACACGGUUUGUCGCCAGCAUGGAGUGGAAGGAGAUUCCAGAGGAUACCUCCCCGUUCUACGUGGAUGGCUUUCCAUUUCAUGCGCUGCCAGUCCUGCAUGGUGCAGACUACACCUGCUUUGGCUAUGGUUUUGGUUCCCUCGGUUCCAGAGUGGUGUAUAUAUCUGACUACACCGCCCUCUUGCCAGAGACUGAAGCCCUGCUGGAACGUUGGAGCAGCCAGCCGGACAAGAUCUCCAUCUUGAUUCUCGACGUCCUCUUCCCAGAUGCCACGAAAAGCACGGUGCACGCGAACCUGGAGGAGAGCCUGGACUUGGUGCGGCGGUUUCGCCCGGAGAAGGCCUUCUUCGUCGGUGUUGGCCACUAUUGCGAACACCAUGCAAUGAAUCGCCAGCUCCGCAAGCUGUGGAAAUCUGAAGGUCUUGACGUGCAGCUCGCCCACGAUGGUCUCUUCGUCCCUGUUGACCUUUCGACGUCGCUGAGCGACGCCGUGAGCCCCGCACGCGAAACUUAG